Molecule: messenger RNA, 4087 nt
Organism: Pyricularia grisea
Lineage: Eukaryota; Fungi; Ascomycota; Sordariomycetes; Magnaporthales; Pyriculariaceae
Exons: 4
Coding region: 106-825 (239 amino acids)
Biological process (GO): translation
Cellular component (GO): ribosome
Molecular function (GO): structural constituent of ribosome
Source: RefSeq, a predicted model, not a curated record
CUUUUCUUGACUUGCCUUGACCCCAAAUAGCGUGGAAGUCGCUGAAGCAACAAAGGUUCUCAAAUCGUCCCCUUGCCGCCACGAUUCGAGUAAAUCUUUGUCAAAAUGAAGUUUAACAUCAGCAACCCGAGCACCGGUGCUCAGAAGCUCGUCGAGGUGGAAGAUGAGCGCAAGCUCAGGUUUUUCAUGGAGAAGCGCAUGGGCGCUGAGGUGUCAGCCGAGCCCCUCGGUGACGAGUGGAAGGGCUACAUCCUCAAGAUCACCGGUGGAAACGACAAGCAGGGUUUCCCGAUGAAGCAGGGUGUCCUCCUGCCCAACCGUACCCGCCUCCUCCUGUCCGAAGGCCACUCCUGCUACCGUCCCCGCCGCACUGGUGAGCGCAAGAGAAAGUCCGUCCGCGGUUGCAUCACCGGCAUGGACUUGUCCGUCCUUGCCGUCUCCAUCGCCAAGCGCGGCGAGCAGGACAUCCCCGGCCUCACCGACGUCGUCCACCCUAAGCGCCUCGGUCCCAAGCGCGCCACCAAGAUCCGCAAGUUCUUCGACCUCAGCAAGGAAGACGAUGUGCGCAAGUACGUCAUUCGCCGUGAGGUCCAGCCCAAGGGUGAGGGAAAGAAGCCUUACACCAAGGCCCCCAAGAUCCAGCGCCUGGUUACUCCCCAGCGCCUGCAGCACAAGCGCCACCGCAUCGCACUGAAGAAGCGCCAGUCCGAGAAGGUCAAGGACGCUGCCAACGAGUACGCCCAGAUCCUCGCCAAGCGUGUCGCCGAGGCCAAGGCCACCAAGGCCGACGCUCGCAAGAGGCGUGCCAGCUCCAUGCGCAAGUAAAUUUGUGUGUGGUGAUGGCGGGCGUUUGUGUAGUUAGUUCUUUGAAUGGAAAUGGGGUUACGCUUUUACAUUUAUGGGGACAUAAAAAAAAACUGGACUGGCGAAAGGGUUGCGACUUUCGAUCGCCUUUAGGCGUCGGGCUGGCUUUGAUAUCAACGACAUGGGAACAGUUAGGGAUGAUGUCUCUCUCCAAACUGGUCACGGUUUCAUGCAUUGCAUUUUAAGGCGAUAAUUUUUAUGAUACUCGGCUCGUCCAGAGGUUAUGUGACUGCACGUAACUCUUCAAAUUUUGAUGGAACAUCUGAGGUAACUGUCAGACGUUUACAUGUUCAUAGAACUGGUAUGCAAUGCCGCCUGUUGAUGACCUUUCUCUAUGCCCGGGCCUUGCUUUACUGUACCAUAUCCAUGCUGCCAUGUGUGUCCAUGCGCACAGAUAACCACCGGUCUGUGACAGACAUUUGUUGCCAGGCGCUAUCCACUCCGGAUGGCUUCCUUGCAAUCGACCAAACCACAGAAGCGGCUCCAGUCCAUUAGUUUGCAGUCCAAAUUACCGGCAAGCAUCUUGCGGCUUAAAGGGGCGUGGUUCGCAGACAUAGCAUGCUGUCAACUGCAACUCCUGCCUAGGCAUAAGCUUUGGUGGGUGGAACCCUUGGCGCGGCAUUGUGGAGCCAUCAUACGCAGUGUUUGAAGCUCAGUGGCCGUCUAGGUAGUCGAAUUGUCCCUCUCGGCUUGCCCUUGAGCAAGUCGUUUGAUGACAGUGUGCCUUUGAUUGGUCACGCCCCUCUCUCUCACUUGACUCUACUCAUAAUAGUCUCUGGGCCCCUUUCCACGUAGAUUUGUGCAGCGCGAGCCUUGACAGCAUUUAGGGUAGCGCGCUCAAAGUCGUCGCGAGAUCUGAGAACAGCCUCGACCCAGGUGAUCUGCAAGUCCCAAUACUGCGUCUUGAAGCGCUCAAAGACAUCGGGCACCUGCUCCUUGGGGCUGCUGAGGAGGCCUUCGAAAAGCUGAAUGACUUUCCAGCUCUCCUUCAACUGCAGGCCAACGUCGGAACCGUUCUGCAUCGAAAUCUCAUCAAAGAACUCAAAAACCGUCUGUACAUCGUUGAAAAUCUUCUCCUGGAACUGAUCGGACCUCUUGAACUUUGCGCCCUUGUUUCGGACACAUCCCAGGUAGCGUGCGAGGAGUUCGUCUGCGAAAAGCUCGAUGAAUAUAUCCACCAGGGAGUGGUGCAGCACCUGGCGAUAGUCACCGACGUAUUCUUCGAAUGUGACAAUCAUCUGCCGCAUGGCUGUUGAUGUAUACCAUUUCGGUGUGAAAAAGUCGGCAAGGACAGGCUUGAAGUCGAUAACAAAAAUCAUGUGAAUGAACUUGGUCAAACACCAUGUGCUAAAGUCUACGUAGCCAUCACGCAAGGCUUCAAUCUCGGUGUCGGCGCGCUCCAUAUACGGCUGUGAGACUAUGGGCUCAAACUUUUGCCGGAAGCUGGUCAGAUAACCCAUGCGACCUUCGUCUUCAUUGUCGUCAAUGCAGGCAAUUUGGUCGUUUGCUGUAGCCACUAGCCAAUCCUGUAAAGCCUGGAAACCCUCCAGCUCAGGCUGCUUGCCGGACUCGUACACUUGAGCCUCCUCCUCAAGCAUCUUUUGCCACGACUGUUGGCGAGCGCGCAGGCGGAGGAACAUGGCAUCGACAACACCCUCAGCGACAUCUGCACGUUUCGAGUUGGCAGCCGCAUCAAGCUGCUCUCGCAUCAUCUUCCACAUGUCGAUAAGAGUCUUGGUGCGGAAGUAACCAAACUCGUCUGCGUCCAGGUUGCCGUUCUCGGCUGAUGCCCGCUCCGAGAACUCCUUGCGUUCUUGGGUGAAAAUGCGUUCGAUCCAUUCGUCCAGAAACUUGAUGAUAAGCUGCCUGAAGUCACGAACCAGCUCAGCUUCACGGUUGUCGAGCACAUGAGGGCUCAGUUCAUCCUGCUUGAAACCGAGCUUGUUCAUUCGCUUGUAAUAUUUUUCAGGCCAGCCGACAAUUUCAAGAGUGGUAGUUGAGCUGCUCUCUGGGUCGUCUACCAAGCCUACCAGGAAAUCGUGCAUAAGCUCGUGGUAUAUGGUACCAUAUGUUUUAAAUAUCUUCCACUUUUUGGGCAUCAAGGGAACCAUGCCCAUCUGAACAGCUUUGAGGUCGUUGAAAAACCAACGCAAGGUCUUGUCCAACGUUGACGGGUCAUCAAGAACCUCCUCGCGGCUCAUUUUGAACUGUUCGUUGGCAUAGGCACGGAUGGCUUGCAAAAACUUGUCCUUGUAGCCGCGGACCGUCUUGGCGCCAUCCGUGAUGCUUUGGAAGCGCGCGGCCAUCUCCUUGUGAUCUUUCAGUGCAUCCUGAAGUGCCAGAACUCUCUGGUCACUCUUCUCCUCUGCUUCUAUGAUAAGAGCGAAGCGCACGACCAGGCUGUUGUUCUCAGACUGGACAAGCUGGAUAAGGUUCAUGGAGACCAUGCCAACAUGCUCAUCAAACCAAUCGAUGGUGCUGUCCAGGCGCUCGAAAUAGUCCUCAAGUGUCGAUUGCAGACUCGGGUCGUCGGCGCGCGAUAUUUGCUCGAUGGCGUCGUCUCGGAUGUUGCGUAGCUGUGUGAGUUCGUAAUGGAUGGACAGCAGUCUUGGCAUCCCCUGCUGGUCCUCUUCGUCCUCCUUGAGCAUGAGCUCGACGGCAUUGAGACGUUCGUUAAAGGUCUCGAGAUUGUUGCGCAUAGCCUCGACGGCGCCAAAGUUGCGGUGGGCCUGCGAUACUAAGUUGAUGGUGGCGAAGUCCUUGAUCAUGUUCUGGCUCUCGGAGCACAGCUUGUCAAUCUUGACCAUCUCAUCCUUGAUCUGUUGCACCGUCUUUUGACCUUCGGAAAGACCAUUCAUGCCGCCCUGUGUCGUUUCGAGCUGCUCGCGCAGGCCGGCCCGCAGCUGACUGUCGACGGCAUCUUUCUUGCGAGUGAACUCUUGCUUGAGACCAAGAAUCUUGUCGAGGUCAUCAGGGUGACGAAGCAACUCUGACAGCUUGACUUGGGGGGCAUCCAUGGCGUCAGCUGUCUUGUGUGUUGCCGACUAUUAUGUAUUUGGUGCCAGUUCAAUCGCUGAAGAGGGGAAUCGUGGAUGGGAUGUCGGCGGGUUUGGAGGUAAGCGGGCGGUUGCGACUUAGGGCUGGCUUCACUGGCCAGGCGGGCUCGCCGGCAAGGCGACUUUGUGGGUGUAACAGCUCAGCUAGCCCCAGCCUUCAAAGUAAG